Messenger RNA from Capsella rubella, 4608 nucleotides. Its product is annotated as subtilisin-like protease SBT3.6. Lineage: Eukaryota; Viridiplantae; Streptophyta; Magnoliopsida; Brassicales; Brassicaceae. Bases 1 to 4542 code for a protein of 1513 amino acids. Gene Ontology annotation, molecular function: serine-type endopeptidase activity. Gene Ontology annotation, biological process: proteolysis. The record is from RefSeq and is a predicted model, not a curated record. The transcript has 12 exons.
AUGGAUAUUGAUUUGGAGUCGGAGCUCUUGUCACUCAUUACUCAACUAUUAUUCGAAACCAAUUUAGAUUGUGAGCAUUUUUAUUCCAUGGCAGCAUCAGUCAUUACUCAGAUAAUCUCUUUAGUCACCACAAUGGAUUUGCAUUCACAGCCAAAGCCAGAGUCCGAGAUCAUUCCACUCAUUACUCAAACUAUCUCUGUCUUUAACUCUAUGGAUUUCGAUUCUCAGCUGAAGCAGCUAGCGGAGUUCAUAUCAACCUUUUCUCGGAAAAUAUCUCUCGGUACCAACUCUAUUCAUUCAGAUUUAAGCAAUAAGCUGGAUUUAGAACUCGUGGCACUCUGUGAAAAGAUAGUGACUAUCGAACCGGAGCCGGAACUCAUGUCCCUCAUCUAUAAAAUAUUCUCUGUAGUCAUUUCUUUGAACUCGAAUCAAAUAAAGACUUUGGUAAGCUCCAUGGACUUGGAUUCACAGCCAAAGCCGGAGUCGAAGCUCAUGUCACUCAUUACUCAAACAAUCUCCCUGGUAAGCUCAAUGGAUUUGAAUUCUCAGCCAGAGUUGUUGUCGAAGCUCAUACUAGUCCUAAAAAGCUCUAUGGAUUCAGAAUCUAUUACGGAGCUGAAGUCAUUAUUACCUAAGACAUUAAGUCUUGAGCCGGAACCAGAGCUUAUCUCCUUCAUUCAUCAAAUAAUCUCAUGUAUUAUCUCUAAGCCGAGAAACUUGAAGGAUCUUGUUUGCUUGUGCCCUCAAGUACAAGUAAGCUUUGAAAAUGGAAAAUUUUCUGCGAGUGAAACGAGUAUGUCUAGUAACAAUGUAAAGUGGGAAUGUCUCCCUGGAAAUUGGAUGACAUACGAAUUCCCAGGAGAAGAUGGUAGCCAUUUUCGCUGCUUAGGUUGCAAUGGCAAGAAUCAUGGUGAAUAUAAGAAGGCUCCAGUUGAGAUCAAACAUCAUCUUCAUCGAAAACAUUCUCUCCAGCUAGGCUCGUUGAGAGAAAACGUCGGCAUUACUAGGCAAUGCUAUUGUUGUGAUAGAUAUCUCGACUCCACAUUCUAUUGUUGCUUGUCUUGCGAUUUUGCUAUGAAUAUGGCUUGUGUGAAGAAACCGGCAGUCUUAUAUAUAGACCGUGAAAGGUGGCAUGAACAUACUCUUGCUCUGUUUCCAAGGCAUGCUUCCUUAACUUGCAACCUAUGUGCUUUGGCUGAUGCAAGCUCCCCUAUCUACAUGUGCCCACCUUGUGACUUUGUUGCCCAUCUAAGAUGUAUCAACUUACCUCGUGUCAUAAGGAUAUCACGCCAUCACCAUCGUAUCUCUUUUACCCCUUCUUUUGACCAAGAAGAUUUGUUUUGUGGCGUUUGUCGCAAAAAGAUUGAUAAUGAUUACGGGGGAUACUUUUGCAUCAAAAAAGGUUGUUUGUAUGCAGUUCAUUCAAGAUGUGCCACACAAGGAAAUGUAUGGGACUGUAAAGAACUUGAGGGAGAGCCGGACGAGGAUAUUGAAGAGGUUGAGCCAUUUGUCAAGAUAAGCGAUGGAAUCAUAAAACAUUUCAGUCAUGAAGAACAUCAUUUGAGACUUGAUGAUAACUCAUAUCGAGAUUACGACGAGAACAAGGAGUGUGGAGCAUGUAUCACGCCAAUCUAUUUCGGUAAUUUUUAUUCCAGUAUGCAAUGUGACUUCAUACUCCACCAAGAAUGUGCAAAUCUUUCUCUAAAAAUAUAUCACCCUAUACAUCCACAUCUACUCACUCAACGAUAUUUCCGUAGAGUGGAUGAAUCUUUUGUAUGUGAAGCUUGUUUCCGGUACUGCGUAGCGGGUUUCUUCUAUGAGUGUGUCAAAGGAGACUGUAACUUCCGUCUACACGUGCAGUGCGCAAAAAUCUCCGAGCCAUUAGUCCAUGGAAGUCAUAGGCAUCCGUUGUUCCUAACAUCAAAACCAAAGGAGCGAAGAGUUUGUUCGGUUUGCGAAGAUGCUGAACAUGACACAUUCAACUGCAUUAUUUCUGACUGUGACUUUGCUUUGUGUUUUAAAUGUGCUACUUUACCUGAAAAGGUGAGGUAUAAGCAUGAUAAUCACACGCUCACUCUUUCUUAUGGGGAUGGAACAAGUACCAUGACGUAUUGGUGCGAAGUUUGCGAGGAAAAAGUAGAUCCCAAACGAAGGUUUUAUGUGUGUGAUGAGUACUGUUGUGUCACCUUACACAUUGAGUGUUUGCUUGGCCGGGACUUAUACAUGAAGCGUGGUUCGUACUAUCUUGGCGAAUUCGAUGAAAAGAGAAGCUUUGUGGCACAAGCCAUUGUUGAGAGGAAGGUUCAUAUAGUGUAUUUGGGUGAGAAGCAGCAUGAUGAUCCUGAGUUUGUCACGGAAUCUCACCAUCAAAUGCUGUGGUCACUUCUUGGAAGUAAAGAAGAUGCCCAUGAGUCAUUGGUGUAUAGUUACCGACAUGGCUUCUCAGGUUUUGCGGCAAAACUUACCAAGUCCCAAGCCAAGAAAAUAGCAGAUGUACCGGAAGUUGUUCAUGUAAUACCGGAUAGUUUCUAUAAGCUGAAAACAACUCGGACUUGGGAUUACUUAGGCCUUUCAGCUGCCAAUCCAAAGAAUCUUCUAAAUGAAACUAAUAUGGGAGCACAAAGUAUCAUUGGUGUCAUCGACACAGGAGUAUGGCCUGAGUCUGAAGUAUUUAACGACCAUGGGAUUGGGCCGGUGCCAAGCCACUGGAAAGGAGGAUGUGAAUCAGGAGAAGCUUUCAACUCCUCUCACUGUAACAAAAAGCUCAUAGGAGCCAAGUAUUUCAUCAAUGGUUUUCUAUCUGAAAACGAAAGUUUCAACUCCACAGAAUCACUUGAUUUCAUUUCUCCUAGAGACCUUGAUGGUCAUGGCACACAUGUUUCCACCAUUGCGGGCGGCUCAUACGUGCCCAACAUAAGCUACAAGGGCCUAGCUGAAGGGACAGUGAGAGGUGGGGCAUCUCGUGCGCGUAUAGCUAUGUACAAGGUUUGUUGGUAUCUGGAUGAUGAAGACAUUACGAGUUGUUCAUCUGCUGACAUCUUAAAAGCUAUGGACGAGGCUAUGCAUGAUGGUGUUGAUGUUCUGUCAAUCUCUCUAGGCUCUGACGUUCCUAUGUAUGGUGAAACUGAUAUUCGCGAUGGGAUAACUACUGGAGCAUUUCAUGCAGUCUUAAAGGGUAUAACUGUUGUAUGUGCCGGUGGUAACUCUGGCCCUGAGGCUCAGACCGUAACAAACACAGCUCCUUGGAUUGUGACUGUGGCUGCAACUACUCUUGACCGGUCCUUUGCCACACCUAUUACACUUGGGAAUAAUAAAGUGAUAUUGGGGCAAGCAAUGUAUACAGGUCCAGAAGUUGGCUUCACUAGCUUGGUUUACCCAGAGAACCCAGGGAAUAGCAACGCAAAUUUUUCUGGUACUUGUGAGGAACUAUCCGUUAAUUCUAAUCUUACAAUGGUGGGGAAAGUCGUGUUGUGUUUCACACCAUCACCCUACAGUGCUUCUGCAUCAAGUGCUGCACGUUCAGUGAAGAAAGCCGGUGGGCUCGGUGUAAUCAUCGCAAGACAGCCAGGCUACGCUAUCCGACCGUGUCCUGAUGAUUUCCCUUGUGUUGCUGUUGAUUGGGAGCUCGGAACUGAUAUACUUCUAUACAUACGGUCCAGCGGAUUGCCUGUUGUGAAGAUAAAAACCUCUAGAACACUCAUCGGACAACCAGUGGGUACAAAGGUGGCAACGUUCUCAUCAAGAGGACCUAAUUCGAUUGCAGCUGCGAUCCUCAAACCUGAUAUAGCAGCACCGGGAGUGAGCAUAUUGGCGGCUACAACCACCAAUACCACUUUCAACGACCAAGGAUUCAUUAUGAUGUCAGGAACAUCAAUGGCGACUCCUGCAAUUUCAGGAGUUGUUGCACUUCUGAAAGCUCUGCACCGCGAUUGGUCUCCUGCAGCCAUUAGAUCAGCCAUUGUCACUACAGCUUGGAGAACAGAUCCAUUUGGAGAGCAGAUAUUUGCUGAAGGGUCACCUCGGAAGCUAGCUGAUCCGUUCGAUUAUGGUGGCGGUCUUGUGAAUCCAGAGAAAGCAGCAAAACCAGGUCUUGUAUAUGACUUGGGCCUCGAAGACUAUGUUCUCUACAUGUGCUCUGCUGGUUACAACGAGUCAUCGAUCUCUCAGCUUGUCGGAAAAGCAACAAUCUGUUCUAAUCCCAAACUAUCUAUUCUUGAUUUCAACUUGCCUUCCAUCACAAUCCCAAACCUGAAAGACGAAGUGACUCUCACUAGAACCCUCACUAACGUUGGACCACUCGACUCAGUCUAUAGAGUAGUGGUUGAGCCACCGUUGGGUUUUCAAGUGACCGUGGAGCCAAAGACACUAGUAUUCAACUCUCAGACCAAAAGGGUCUCCUUUAAAGUCAGAAUCUCAACCACACACAAAAUCAACACAGGUUACUACUUUGGAAGCUUGACUUGGAGUGACUCUGUGCAUAACGUUACAAUUCAUGUCUCUGUAAGAACGCAGAUUCUGCAGAACUAUUACGAUGAAAACUGAACCUAUAAUAAAGUCUAACCAUUUGUGAGCUCUCCUAAUGUAUAUUACAAGUUACACGUUUACACA